This is a messenger RNA of Telopea speciosissima, 1607 nucleotides long. RefSeq names its product rhodanese-like domain-containing protein 7. The record is from RefSeq and is a predicted model, not a curated record. Lineage: Eukaryota; Viridiplantae; Streptophyta; Magnoliopsida; Proteales; Proteaceae. The transcript is spliced from 5 exons. Bases 42 to 1472 code for a protein of 476 amino acids.
UGGCCAGAGAGAUAAGGGGAGUAAGAGAGAGAGAGUUGUAGAUGCAAUCGUCGCCAUUGUUGAGGUGCAGAACAGUUUCAGUCGUCGCACGGAGAAUGCUCUCCUCUUGCUUAUCCUCGAAAGUUGGAUCAAGCCCUAGUUUUUCUUUCUCUCGCACCAUGUCGGCCAACUCCUCCGAGACCCAAGAGACUGCUCAUCAUCCUUUCUUCUCCAACUUAAAGAUUUCGCAUCCGAAUCCAGCCGAAACCCUUCAUAGAAACGCCAAUGUCUCCAGAUGCUUCUCCAGGAGUCUUAAUCGCAGUUCUUCCAUACCCAUUUCGAGCACCUCCGAGUUGAGAAACCAACAACAACAUGAAAUGGAGGACUCCAUUCAAAAAUCACUCGUUGUGGUUUCCUUCUACAAGUUUGCUGAUUUUGCCGACCAUGCUGAUAUGCGCAAGCCCUUGAAGGAGCUCUGCGAGGAAGUUCGUGUUUCAGGUGGUAUUAUUCUGGCACCUGAAGGUAUCAAUGGGAGCAUAUGCGGAACCCGUGAAUCGGUGGAACGGGUUCUUGGAUUCAUUCAAGCAGAUAACCGUCUAAAGGGCCUAAGACAGGUGGAGUCACCUGUGAGUCCAGAAGAUGAAGCCAUCCAUCAUGGGCAUACUAGCAGUUCACCUCUUGGAGCUGGGGAAGAUGCACCCUUUCGAUGGGAUCAUGUGAGGGUCAAGGUGAAGAAAGAGAUUGUUUCUCUUGGAAUGCCUACUGUGUCACCUAUUGAAAGAGUUGGAAAGUAUGUGAAUCCAAGGGAUUGGAAUACAUUGAUUAGGGAUCCAGAUACAGUGGUGAUUGAUGUGCGCAAUACUUAUGAGACUCGAAUAGGCAAGUUUAAAGGAGCAAUUGAUCCAUGCACCACAGCAUUCCGGACGUUCCCAUCAUGGGUGGAUGAUCAGUUCGAGCUUGCUGGACCAGAAGAGGUUGAUGGUUCAAAUGACAGCUCCAAAGAAAGAACAGAAAUUCAAGGACAAAGAAUGCCAACCCGGGUCGCAAUGUACUGCACUGGUGGAAUUCGAUGUGAAAAAGCUUCAAGCUUUCUCCUAAGCAAAGGUUUCAAAGAGGUUUAUCAUUUGGAAGGUGGUAUUCUGAAAUAUAUGGAGGAAGUCCCAAAGUCAGAGAGUCUAUGGGAGGGUGAGUGUUUUGUUUUUGACAAGCGAGUCUCAGUUGAGCAUGGAUUGAUUCAAGGAACUUUCCAGCUGUGCUAUGGGUGUAAGCAGCCAGUGAAUGAUGCAGACAUGGAGGCUCCAGAGUGGGAAUAUGGAGUUUCAUGCCCAUAUUGUUUCUCAACCAAGUCUGAAGAAGAGAAAGAGAGGGCAAGAGCACGACAACGGCAGUUUGAGAAUUGGGGUAUUAUUGGCGGUCCUGACAAGGGCCGCCGGCCAUUGACAACCACAGAUGGUAAUAGUAGAAAGUCUUCUGUAUUUUCAAAUUCAAUCUAGCACUGAGGGUGUGAAAUUUGAGUUUUCAAGCAAAUCAUGAUUUUUUUCACUUUUUUGGUUGCCGGCGGGUCUUAGCAUAUGGUGUUAGUCUAGUUAUUAUAUAUUUACUGUAUUUAAUAACAAUUGAAUUUUGGU